Physella acuta is the source of this 1397-nucleotide messenger RNA. Its product is annotated as RNA-binding protein 24-B. NCBI's taxonomy places the organism in Eukaryota, Metazoa, Mollusca, Gastropoda, Physidae. Gene Ontology annotation, molecular function: mRNA 3'-UTR binding. The record is from RefSeq and is a predicted model, not a curated record. Gene Ontology annotation, cellular component: nucleus.
AAUAGACUGCUAGAGGGGCGUGGCCAGGUGACAAACCAGGUGGGGGAGCCGGGUAAAAGAAAAACUCUAGCACUAAUAAACUUGGCGACUCGCUUCCUACCCCACUGUGCGCAAUCACCAAACUGGAAUCGUAAGUAGCGCACCUAUUGUUGUAGUGAUUUCCAUUCUAGUCGUGGUACCAGCUCAGUGUAUUCCGUCCUCUGGCGCCGAUAGCAUAACCCCAGCACUAGUGGAACCGUUAGAGGAUCUCAACUUGGAUUUGAAAGAAAAGAAAAAAAACUUCAGUGAGGAUCAUCUGGGUAAUCUCUUGCUGCCAGUGACACAACAAAGCGACACAACAAACGACAUAACAAAGCGCCAUAACAAAGCGCCAGUUUGAUCAGAUCGUGUACACAUACACGUGGUGUAAACAGCCCGGGUCACUUGAGCCAGACGACGGACUGACCGUUGGACUUCCCAGCCGUCACCAUUGAACAUCCGGGUAUUUACCUCAUCGCCACCCCCUCCCAGUCCAGCUCCUACCCCCAACCUUCUGCCAUGUCCGCCCCCUCCGUAUUGUCCAUCACCGGUCAGAAGGACACGCAGUACACGAAGAUCUUCGUUGGGGGACUACCUUACCACACCACAGACCAGAGCUUGAGGGAAUACUUUGACAAAUUUGGCGAGAUCGAAGAAGCAGUUGUUAUCACAGACCGACAAACGGGCAAGAGUAGAGGAUAUGGAUUCGUUACAAUGGCUGACAAGUUGGCGGCUGAGCGGGCAUGUAAAGAACCAAAUCCUAUCAUUGAUGGCAGGAAAGCAAACGUCAAUUUGGCGUAUCUAGGAGCAAAACCGCGACAAAAUGGACUCGCAAGUGUUUUGCCGUACGCUAUCAAGUCGAUCCCCGGAUUAAUUCCUAGUCAAUACGGGUGUGACGUGGAUUACUACUUGUCAUCUCAGUUACUGUCAAGAAGUUACCCCACCCAGUACGUCUACCCAGCAUCCUACCUAGCAGCAGCAGCAACAACUCCUGGUAUGCUCACGACAAUGCCAGCCACAAGCCCACUGUCACCAACCCCUGCCGGUACACCCACCCAGUAUGCCCUGGACUACGCCUCUGCUUAUUCUGCCGCUACUGCUGCCCAGUUUGCUGCUAGUGGUUAUGAGACCUAUAACCCUUACACGACAGCUGCUACAACUGCUGGUUUUGGCGUGGGAGUCCCUGCUGGCUACACUUACGCCAUGCCACAACAGAUUGCUGCAAGCACAACACACUUUGCCCAGUAUCAACCUCAGCAAAUACAAGAAAGACUGCAAUAAAAUGUUUUUUUUCAAUUUGAAAAUAGCAUUCUUUUCAUGAGAUUUUAUUUAUGGAUAUAACUAACAUGGCUUAAACUAAAAAUAAACUAAAUACUUAU